Dermacentor andersoni is the source of this 1637-nucleotide messenger RNA. RefSeq lists its product as uncharacterized. Lineage: Eukaryota; Metazoa; Arthropoda; Arachnida; Ixodida; Ixodidae. The record is from RefSeq and is a predicted model, not a curated record.
UCCAGAGCAAUCACUGGUGCUCGCGUCGAUUCGAGAUUGUACGACAGCAUUCCCGUCGCGCGUGCAAUCUGUUUAGUGGCGCGUAAACCUCGUUAUCGAAUUGGCGACGACGUUCACGAAGUGUACGACAGAGCAAGCAUUUCUCGCGCGAUAGCGAUAAAUGCUGGCAGCGAUUGACCAAGCGAGCGAUCACUUUUAGGAAGUAUUGCGCACGCGUGACAAAUGUAUAAAUAAACGCACGAGCGCGCUUGGACUGUAUGUAGGUUAAACACGAGCCAUCUGCGGCAAAUUACUUUUACAACCGUCCCACAACUUUACAAGCGUGUUUUACAAACCACGUAGGAAGAUCAAUUGCCCGGCUUCUUAUAAGAAAGAAGACGUUAAUUAUUUAACGUUCUUAAAUCUUCACAGUGGAUUAUGAUGGACGCCUGAGCAUUUUUGCAUUCUGCUGCUACCUGGACGCGGCCGGGAAUUGAACUCGCGACCUCGUGCUCAGCAGAUGUUUUCGGCGAUAUAAUCAUUUCGCUGCCCUCCGCUAGCUACCAUCUUGUAUGAUAUGGUUUUGCAUUGAAACAGAGCAAAUGAAUUACAAUCCCUGCGCCUCGCAGUCGUGGCCAACCAGCGAUGUGUCGAGCGACCUCGCCGUGUGGGAGGCCGCCGGACGGCUGCUUCGCGAGCUGGACGUGGCGGCGCUGAUGUCCGCGGCGCCUGUGGCCAGGCGCACGGCCACAGUCGCCCUGGGUCCCGCGGAGCUGCUGCUCAAGCCAGGGGACGACGCCUCGCACCGGCAGCUACUCUCGGACGCGGUGCGCGCCGCGGUCGCAUUCGUGGCGCCCUCGGCGGACGCACGCACGGUCGCCGACGAUGUCUUGAAAGUGCUGUCCGACCUAUCCAAGAUUCAGGACGCAGCCCUGUCGGCGCGUGGGCCUGUGCAAGACACGUUGCCGCUGUCCAACCUGAGCGCCGGCCUAGCUACGCUGGUGCGUACCGCAAGCUCAUCUCCGAGCUUCACGCCUUCGUCGGUGCUGGUGUUGCCCGGAGUCGACCUGGGGUCCCUCUCGGCGCUCGUGUCUGGUGGUGCGAGACGGGUGCUCCACUACGUCGGCUUCAGAGCGGCGCUGUGGGCGGCACCGUUCGUGUCGACCCCGCCCCACAAGCUCAUCACGGCGCACAUGCUAACGCGUCAGCCGCCGAUCGCCGACAAGAAACGUGCGUGCAGCCGAGCCGUGGGCCACGCAGUGCCGCUGGUGUACCUGCGGGCGGUGCGCGGCGCUCUGGGUCCGCUGACUCUGGCGCGCAUGUGGACCGACCAGCUGGAGGACCGCUUCCUGCGCAGCCUGCCGCGGCUCCUCCCGCAGCCGGGCCCCGACGCGCACCUGGUGGCGCACAGUGUGCGAGACACUCCGCUGGCGCGCUUCUAUCCGGCGCUACUCGCGGACUCCAAGCGCUGGAGCGCCCACUUGCUCGCGCUGGCCGCCGCCAUGGCCAACACCACGGGCCACAGGAACAACGCGAUGCUCAAGGUCCGCAUGGCCGCCGCUGCCGCCGACCGGUGCGUGUGCUGGCGGCGCUUCGUUAUAGCUUCACGUGCACGAUUUCACGCCAUGAAACCUUAUAACUAUAGAUACUUCAAAUGA